AUGGGGGAAAUGGAGCAUUAUGGUAUCACAGCAUUAGGGUCAAGUAGCAGUGAGGAAGAUCAAGAUGACCUGAAGAACUACGAAGAAUCUGUAGCAGCUAUGCGAAAGCGCCUAAACGAGCAGAGAAAAGAAAUUCAGACAAGAAGCAGUGGUAUAAAAAGCACGGUAUGCAUAUAUAGAGUUCCUCCCAGCCUCAGUGGAAUCAGUCCUACUCAAGAAACCAUUGAGCCUGAAAUGGUUUCCAUUGGACCUUACCACCGCGGCAAGGACGAGUUACUCGAAUUUGAAAGUUACAAAUUGCAGUUUCUUAAUUUGCUCCUUUGUCGAGAAACGAACGGAAGAAGGCAUGAUCUGCUGCCAGAAUACUAUAAAGCCAUGAAAAAGUUGGAGGAGAGCACGAGAAGCCGCUAUUCUGAGUCGAUCCCCAUGUCAAGCCCUGACUUUGUUGAAAUGAUGGUGCUUGAUGGGUGCUUUAUCAUUGAGCUUUUUCAACGUAUGAGUGCGGAUGAAGAUGAUCACCCCAUCUUAACAAGGCCAUGGUUGAUUCCAAUUCUUACUAGAGACCUCCUCAAGCUUCAAAACCAACUCCCUUUCUUUGUCCUUGAAAAGCUUUUCGAGAUCUCCAACUUCAGAACUGAACAUUCUCUAACCUUGCUUGCGCUUGAGUUCUUCAACCAUACAUUGCCUAGGCCUAGCGAAGUCCUUAAGAGGACAAGCAACCUUAGGGGGGCCAAGCACUUGCUUGACUUGUUUCACUUAAGCUUUCUUCCCCCAUUUUCAAAUGAACCUCCACGGAAGAAGUCAAUAUUUCAACGUACAUCAGAUGUACUAUGCGAAGCUACCCUCAAGACAUUGAUUUGGUUGUGUAUGUUAUUCAUUUCCUCAACUCCACAUGAUGAUCAUGACGCUGAUCAAAAUUACCGUCCAUCCUCGGAGUCAAUCCAAUGUACCACACAACUAAGACCCUCCGGGAUCAAGUUUAGGCCACGCAAAGCUGCCGAGAGCUUCUUAGAUAUUAAUUUCCGAAAUGGGGUUCUUCAAAUCCCACCUAUAACCAUCAAUGACCUCACCAUUGCUGUCUUUAUCAAUUGCAUGGCCUUUGAACGGUGCCACCAAUACACAUCUCAGCUCUUCACCACUUAUAUUGCCUUCAUGAGCUGUCUCAUCAAUUCGACUAGGGACGUCACGCUCCUUUGUGCAGAUGGGAUAAUCACUGGCUUCUCGCAGAAUGAUCAGAACGUAGCUGAGCUGUUCACAAAGUUAGGGGAGAAAGUUGUGUUCGACAUUAGAAAAUGCUACCUCUCCACUCAAUUCAGAGAUGUGGAAGCCUAUUACAGCAGCCAUUGGGCUACCUUUAUGCGAACCUAUUUUAGCAAGCCAUGGUCGUUCAUCUCUGUUUUCUCUGCCUUCAUCCUUCUUGUCCUCACUGGGGCCCAAACUGCUAUGGCUAUCUUGUGCUACAUCAACAAAAGAUGA
Prunus armeniaca (apricot) is the source of this 1476-nucleotide messenger RNA. The record is from the annotation of a GenBank genome assembly. Lineage: Eukaryota; Viridiplantae; Streptophyta; Magnoliopsida; Rosales; Rosaceae.